AUGAGCCCAUUGGUUGCGCAACCGACAUGUGGUCGCUCGGAGUCGUCUGUUACAUUAUCGGGAUUAUCUCCGUUUAUGGGCGACAACGACGCCGACACGUUUGCCAACAUCACUUCGAGCGAUUACGAUUUCGACGACGACGCCUUCGCCGCCAUCUCGUCCGACGCCAAGGAUUUCAUUUCGUCGCUGCUCGUCAAACGGCCAGAACUGCGGUUGUCGGCCGAGACUUGCCUCCAGCACAAGUGGCUGGCCCAGGCCAAACAGACCAUGAAUUCCGUCAAACUGCCCACGGACCGGCUCAAGAAAUUCAUCAUCCGUCGCAAGUGGCAGAAAACGGGAACGGCUAUCCGAGCCCUGGGUCGAAUGGCCAGCCUGUCAUCCGCCUCUCGACGCAACUCGUCGUCGUCGUCGACCGGCCGCCGUUCGUCGCGAAUGGACUCGCUGUGCGAGGAGGAACACGGCUCGGUCUUUAGCGGCUCGUCCGGCGGCAGCGGAUCGCGGCUGGCGACUUCGUCGCUGACGGCGCCGACCAACGGAGCCCACCCGGCCACUAGCCCCCGCAUCCGUAGUCCAAGUCUGCCCGUCGUGACCCACCCCUGCCAGUCGUCUGGCUCGUCGACUCCCGGCAUCGCUCGCAGCCGGAGUCCCAGUCUGCCCGUUACGGACUUGAUGUCGGACAGGAGCAGCGGCCCGGUCAGCGCCAGCUCGUCUCGGCGGGUCUACUACGCCGACCGCAGCGACAGUGGCAUCAGCGAUUGCUCCAACCACUCGUCGACGCUCCUGUCCGGCACCCACAUGCCCACCCUGAUCCAGGAGGAGGAGGACGACGAGUUCUAUAACAGCCCCGCCCUAAUAACCAACGGCUGUUCUUCUUCUUCUUCUCCCGCAGGUGGAACCUCCUUGGCGCCGAAGAGCGGCGGCCGUAGCAGCCAGUGCGCUCCUAAGAGCAAGAGCGUAGUCACCAGCCGCUACUCGGUCGAUUCGGCCAUUGAUGGAGAAUGA
Molecule: messenger RNA, 1002 nt
Organism: Daphnia pulicaria
Lineage: Eukaryota; Metazoa; Arthropoda; Branchiopoda; Diplostraca; Daphniidae
Product: sericin-2-like
Exons: 4
Coding region: 1-1002 (333 amino acids)
Biological process (GO): positive regulation of apoptotic process; intracellular signal transduction
Cellular component (GO): cytoplasm; nucleus
Molecular function (GO): protein serine/threonine kinase activity
Source: RefSeq, a predicted model, not a curated record